Molecule: messenger RNA, 905 nt
Organism: Durio zibethinus
Lineage: Eukaryota; Viridiplantae; Streptophyta; Magnoliopsida; Malvales; Malvaceae
Source: RefSeq, a predicted model, not a curated record
GGGGUUUCAUUGUUAUGAGAGAGAAACAAGAACGUUUCAAUUUCUGUUCUGGCCUUCUAGGGCUUUCCCAUUUCUCAUUCUCUGACAAGCUCUGUGAAAAGUAAAACACCAAAAAGAAGAAAAGCAGAGUAGAGAAGAGGUUAUAGCAUUGGAAUCAAUGGCGACGACAGGCCAGCAAAAGCAACAAGAGCAAGAAGAGAAGCAAACAAUAGAAAAGAGAAAGCCAGUGUUUGUGAAAGUGGAUGAGCUAAAGCCAGGGACCAACGGUCACACCUUAAUCGUCAAGGUCUUGUCCUCUAACAUGGUCCUUCAAAAGGGUCGAGCUGCUUCUCAACAUCUCCGCCAAACCCGCAUCGCUGAGUGCCUUGUUGGAGACGAGACCGGCACUAUUCUCUUCACUGCUCGUAAUGAUCAAGUGGACUUGAUGAAGCCAGGUGACACUGUGAUUCUUCGAAAUGCAAAGAUUGAUAUGUUUAAGGGUUCUAUGAGGCUGGCUGUCGACAAAUGGGGCCGGAUUGAGGUCACUGAUCCUUCUAACUUUGUUGUUAAAGAAGAUAACAAUCUAUCUCUUGUCGAGUAUGAGUUGGUUAAUGUAGCUGAAGAAUGAUAGAGACUGCGUGGACCGCAGUGACUGGAUACCGAAGGAGUUCUUAUGAAGUGGCCUGAUGAUUCUUGUUUAAUCUUCAUAAUGCUGGUGAGAUGCUAUUACGGUACAAUUUUCAUUGUGAAAAGUGUUGGGUUUGGUAUACAAAUCUUGCUGAUGGUUGGUCAUGCUGCUUUAUACUUUUAACAUCUAAUGGUUUAAUUUAGUACUAGUUGGAUAUGUAGAAUGCUAUUUCUUUCUUGUGAUCAAAUUGCGUUUGGAUAUUAAGUGUUGAUAGUAAAAUCCUUCUCUAUUGUGUUUU